This is a messenger RNA of Pleuronectes platessa (European plaice), 6611 nucleotides long. RefSeq names its product WD repeat-containing protein 7. The transcript has 30 exons. The record is from RefSeq and is a predicted model, not a curated record. Gene Ontology annotation, cellular component: cytoplasm. Gene Ontology annotation, molecular function: protein binding. NCBI's taxonomy places the organism in Eukaryota, Metazoa, Chordata, Actinopteri, Pleuronectiformes, Pleuronectidae. The coding region runs from base 179 to 4528 and encodes 1449 amino acids.
GCGGUCGGUUGUCACGUGAUCAGACUGUGAUCGGCUUGUUUUCGGAUCAGCGGCUGAAAACCGAGCGAACCGGAGGAAAACACGCGUUUCACUUCAUCUCGGGAGGAAACGUUCAUCAUCAGCUGCUCCGGCAGAGGGACAUGUUUCAGUAGGACCUUUAUUCUGACGCAUCACAAUAAUGUCGGGGAACAGCCUGGUUCUACCCAUAGUGCUCUGGGGCCGCACGGCGCCCACCCACUGCAUCAGCAGCCUGCUGGUGAUGGACGACUUCAGCACCAUCAUCACCGGCUGCCAUGAUGGACAGAUCUGCCUGUGGGACAUGACACCUGAGCUGGAGAUUUGUCCCAGAGCCAUGUUGUUUGGACACACGGCUUCUAUCACCUGUCUUGCUAAAGCCAGCACGUGCAGUGACAAGCAGUAUAUUGUCAGUGCAUCAGAGAGUGGGGAGAUGUGUUUAUGGGAUGUGAACGAUGGACGCUGUAUUGAGUUCACCAAGCUGGCCUGCGCUCACACUGGCAUACAAUUCUAUCAGUUCACCAUCAACACUCAAAGGGAGGGACGUCUGCUUUGCAACGGCCAUUACCCAGAAAUCCUUGUGGUGGACGCCACCAGCCUGGAGGUCCUGUACUCGCUGGUGUCUAAGAUCUCUCCUGAUUGGAUCAGCUCCAUGAGCAUCAUCCGAUCUCACCGCACACAAGAGGACACAGUGGUGGCGGUGUCAGUCACUGGGAUUCUGAAGGUCUGGAUCAUCACAGCUGAGGUCAGCAGGAUGCAGGACCUGGACCCAGUGUUUGAAGAAGAAUCUAAACCCAUCUACUGUCAGGGCUGUCAGAGCAUCUCCUUCUGCACCUUCACACAGAGCAGCCUGCUGGUCGUCUGCUCCAAGUACUGGAGGGUGUUUGAUGCAGGUGACUACUCGCUGCUCUGCUCGGUGCCCAGUGACACGGACCAGGCCUGGACCGGAGGAGAAUUCAUCGCUGCAGACAAAGUCAUCAUCUGGACCGAAGACGGCUGCAGCUACAUCUACAAGCUGCCCCCCAGUUGUCUGCCUGCGAGCGAACACUUCCGCAGUGAUGUUGGUAAAACUAAAGAAGGUUCCAUCCCUCCUCUGGUCUACAGCAUCGCCAGCCGCUCAGACAAACAGCUUUUGAUCUGUCCUCCCGUGACUCGGUUCUUCUUCGGCCGGCGGGAGCCCUUCCACAAGCUGCUGAUCCAGGGGGACUCGGCCGGCCGGCUCUCCAUGUGGAGCAUCCCGGAGACCUCGCCCCUGCAGCCGCUGUCCACCGCCGCGGAGCUGCAGGUGUCGUCCAGCGUCAGUCUCCAGGAGGCGUUUGAUAAGUUGACCCCCGUGUCUGCCGGGAUCAUCGACCAGCUCAGUGUCCUGCCCGGCAAAGAAGAACCCAUCAAGGUGACGGCGAGCGUGUACAUCCCGUCUCAGGGCCGGAUGGUCUGCGGCAGAGAGGACGGCAGCAUCAUCCUGGUUCCUGCCACUCAGACCGCCAUCGUCCAGCUGCUGCAGGGGGAGCACAUGCUCCGCAGAGGCUGGCCGCCCCAUCGCACCCUGCGAGGUCACCGGAACAAGGUGACCUGCGUCCUGUACCCGUACCAGAUCUCCCCCCGCUACGACCAGCGCUCCCUGGUGUCCGGGGGCGUGGACUUCUCCGUCAUCGUCUGGGACAUUUUCACCGGGGAGAUGAAACACAUCUUCUGUGUCCACGGGGGGGAAAUCACGCAGCUCAUCAUCCCUCCUGAAAACUGCAGCAACCGCGUGCAGCACUGCGUCUGCUCGGUGGCCAGCGACCACUCCGUCGGCCUGCUGAGCCUCCGGGAGAGGAAGUGCAUCAUGCUGGCGUCGCGACACCUCUUCCCCAUACAGGUCAUCAAGUGGCGCCCGGCAGACGACUACCUGGUGGUGGGGUGCUCCGACGGCUCCGUCUACGUCUGGCAGAUGGACACAGGAGCCUUGGACCGGUGUGUGAUGGGCAUCACGGCGGUGGAGAUCCUGAACGCCUGUGACGAGCUGGCGCCGGCCACCGUGGACGCUCUGAGCCACUCGGCCGUGAACCUGAAGCAGGCGAUGACUCGCCGCAGCCUGGCCGCGCUGAAGAACAUGGCCACGCACAAGCUGCAGACGCUCGCCACCAACCUGCUGGCGGCCGACAACGCCGACAAGGGCAACCUGCCGAAAUACUCCCACAAUGCCCUGGUGGUCCAGGCGAUGAAGACCAACCUGACGGACCCUGACAUGCACGUGCUGUUCUUCGACGUGGAGGCGGUGAUCAUCCAGCUGCUGACGGAGGAGGCCCAGAGACCGAGCCCCACGCUGGUGUCUCCGGAGACGCUGCAGAAGAGCCAGGCCGGGGCCGACAAGGGGGGGUCCUUCCUCGCCAACAAGAUCUUCAAACAGGUGAAGGAGACGAUGAAGGAGACCAUAAAGGAGCACCUGCUGGACGAAGACGAGGAGGAGGAGGAGGAGAUGAGGCGGCGCGAGGAGAAGUCCAAGUCUCUGAGUCUGCUGGAGUACAACCUGACCAUGGACACGGCCAAGCUCUUCAUGUCCUGCCUUCACGCCUGGGGCCUGAACGAGCAUCUGGACGGCAUCUGUCUGGAGCGGCUGGGCAUGCUCCGCCCGCACUGCCCCAUCUCCUUCGGCCUGAUCUCCAGAGGAGGUCACAUGUCCCUCAUGCUGCCCACCUUCAAGGAGUCUUUGCUGUAUCAGUUGUCUCUGGCCACAGGACGGACGCUGACUCUGUCCGACAUCGUGGGGAAGGGGACGUACGGCGUCUCCAGGGCCGUCACCACACAGCACCUCCUGUCCAUCAUCUCUCUGGCCAACACUCUGAUGAGCAUGACCAACGCCACCUUCGUCGGGGAGCACAUGAAGAAAGCACCGGCCAGGCCUCCUCGACCAGGAGGAACCCCGGAGUCUCCUCGCAGGACGCCGGCCGUCCCCCCCCAGCCCUCCUGCCCGGCGCUACAGGCCCAGAUCAAACAAGGGUGGAGUCAGCUGGCAGCCAUGCACUGUGUGAUGCUCCCUGACCUCCUCGGCCUGGACAAGUUCAGACCUCCUCUGCUGGAGAUGCUGGCGAGGAGAUGGCAGGACCGUUGUCUGGAGGUACGAGAGGCAGCACAAGCUCUCCUAUUGGCUGAGUUGAGGAGGAUCGGCCAAUCAGGACGCAAGGACACCAUCGACCUGUGGGCGCCGUACCUCCCUCAGUACGUGGACACCGUCAGCUCCCCUGGAUCGACCACGGAGCCCUCUUCUCCGGCCCCGCCCCCUCCUGAACCUCAGCCAGUAGAAACCAUGGCUCCUGAGGAGCAAAUGGACGUCACUGAUGAUGACAUCACAGCAGGUUGUCUCUCCAACCUUCCACCAAAUGCCAAGAAGAUCUCCAACUCGUAUGAGGAGCGCCGUAAGCAGGCCACGGCCAUCGUGCUGCUCGGGGUCAUCGGGGCCGAGUUCGGCGCCGAGAUCGAGCCGCCCAAGGGCGCGGUGCGGGCUCGGACCGGCGGACAGGCGCCCGAGGGCUUCGGCCUGACGAGCGGGGGGUCCUCCAACUACUCGCUGGCCAGACACACUUGUAAGGCCCUGACCUUCCUGCUGCUGCAGCCCCCCAGCCCCAAGCUGCCCCCCCACAGCACCAUCCGCCGCACCGCCAUCGACCUGAUUGGCCGAGGCUUCACCGUGUGGGAGCCGUACAUGGACGUGUCCGCCGUGCUCAUGGGACUUCUGGAGCUCUGUGCCGACGCAGAGAAGCAGCUGGCCAACAUCACGAUGGGUUUGCCUCUCAACCCGCCGGCGGACUCCGCUCGCUCUUCUCGCCACGCCCUCUCUCUCAUCGCCACUGCCCGGCCGCCCGCCUUCAUCACCACUAUUGCACGAGAGGUCCACCGGUACAACGCAGCCCAGGCCAACUCUCAGUCGCAGCAGAACGUUCACACCACCACUCUGACCCGAGCCAAGACCGAGAUCCUGCGAGUCAUCGACAUCCUGGUAGAGAAGAUGCCGGGAGACGUGGUGGAUCUGCUGGUCGAGGUGAUGGACAUCAUCAUGUACUGCAUCGAAAGUUCUCUGGUGAAGAAGAAAGGUCUGCAGGAGUGUUUCCCUGCGAUAUGCAAGUUCUACAUGGUCGGUUACUGUGACCGCAGCCACCGCAUCGCUGUCGGAGCUCGACAGGGCUCGGUGGCGCUCUACGAUGUUCGGACGGGAAAAUGUCAGAACAUCCACGGUCAUAAAGGUCCAAUCACAUCCGUGUCCUUCGCCCCUGACGGACGCUACCUAGCAACCUACUCUAACGCCGACAGCCACAUCUCCUUCUGGCAGAUGAACACCAGUCUGCUGGGCAGCAUCGGGAUGCUGAACUCGGCCCCUCAGCUCCGCUGCAUUAAGACUUUCCAGGUUCCUCCGGUGCAGCCGGCGUCCCCGGGCUCCCAGAACCACCUGAAGCUGGCCCGCCUCAUCUGGACCUCCAACCGCAACGUGAUCCUGAUGGCCCACGACGGGAAGGAGCACCGCUUCAUGGUCUGAGCCUCGGGUCCGACUCCUUUUACCUUAGUUUUCUUUUCUGAGGCAGAAACAGAAAAGAUUCUCUCGUGGUCAAUUUCAUUUUAGCCCCAAAAUGUUAAGAGUGUAAAAUGAAGCUGAGGAAGUUUCCACAUCUUCAUCCAAAGUUCCUCAGACGAGGAACGAAGCAGCUUCAGGACUUGAUGACUUCUUCUUCCUGUUAAAUUAUUUUCCUGAGUGAACUCACUCUCACGUAUUUAAAGUUCCUGAUUGAAUCCACGUUUACAUUUUAAACUGCAUUGAUGUGUUUGGAGUCGUUUGCAUCUUCUCCUCAUUCCUGUUCCUUCACAAAACUCUUCACCACAAACGUUAGAGUCCCGAUCAUCACAGCUCGUCAAAGAUGAUAUUAAAUUUAACAUGUAACUGAGAGGAGUCGAUCAGAAAGUGAGACUUGAUUUGUUCGAGUUCUUCAGUCUCACUGUUUUCAUUCUGUUUCUGUUCGACCACAUUUUGGUUCUAAAUCUUUUCUCCUCACUUCAUUUCUCGUGAUGUAAAACGUUUCUGAAGUUUUUUAAAUUUGAAGGAAACAGCAGCUGAUUUUUUUAUUUGCCUCAUUUUAUCCCUGGCUUCAGUUUUCUUGUUGCUCUGACCUUGAAGAGGUCUCCUCCAGAUAUGAUAGUGUACAUAUACAUUAUAUAUAUAUAUCAUCAGAGCUGCUGUGUAAUGUAGGCUGGUGUUGAUCUUGUACAGUGAGCGUGAAUCCCGUUGUGUGUAUUUAUUGUGGCUAACGUGACGUCUGCCUGGCGCUGAACUCAGAUGACUUCUCAUCUCAUCUGAAACGUUUCCAGUUGUUUUAACUUGUAAAAUAAGAUUUAACUUAUCGAUUAAAGUCUUCUUACGAUAUCAAGAAUUCCUCAAAAGAUAGAAAAGCAGGAGAAAAUUCCAUGAUUAAAGAAAACCAACUCUCUUUAGCUUGGCGCUAACACACCCAUUACUUCUUAUGAGGAAUGCUAACCGCUACAGCAGCGUUAUGUGUAAAGAGAAACUUUCUUUAGGCUGCGUCUGUAAAACCAGGACGUUGUGUUAACGGGACACAUUUUUAUUUUAACGUCUGAUUGUGCAACUGUUGUAAAUGUCACAGAGGAGCUUCUUGCUUUAAAACAUUUUAUCCCUCAGAGUUUAAUGCAGAGAUAAAGGAGAAUAUCAAAGGAUAUGAAUAAAGUUAUUUACUGUGUGUUGGACGCACGUCACCUCCACUCCGUCAUGUUGCUCCUGUCAGUUUCAUCAGAGCCGUCAGAAAGCUUCUCACACGUCACACACCUGGAAACUGCAGCGUGUCAAAGCUUUUCACAACUUCCUCCCCCCCCCGCACACACAGACACACACACACACACACACAGACACACACGUCAAGUCCUCUUUGAGAUCUUGAUUCCACAUUUUCUCCACCGCUCUUCACAGUUUGGGGAGAAAUCAGUUUUUGGCAGCGUCUCGGGGGGGGAGGAGGGGGGGGGGGGGUGGGUAAAGGUGAGAAGAGUAGAGCAGGCCGAGGAAGAGCUGGAGAGUAAAUAACAAGUGAUGAAGAUCAGGCUCAUCCAGCCAGAAGAACAAGGAUCUCCGCUGAAGCUAGAGAAGCGACGUGUCUCUGAAGCUUCAUGAGAAACCUGACGUCUGUAAACUGCAGCUUUUUGAUUCUUCAUAUAAAAACAGAUCAUAACAGGAGAAUAAUUCUCACAGAUGAUUUAUAUAGUUUCUUCCCUUUCUCCUCUCAUUUUAUUGUGAAGCAGCUUCUUUUCCUCACGUGUGAAAAUCAAACCAUUUCCUGGUUCGUCAGCUGAUUAUUCAUUUAAAUCACCUUCUGUUCAUUUCUCAAUUUCACACUAAAUGUUUCAGAAUUGUUCUAAUUUUUGUUUUUGAUGUGAUUCAAUAUUUAUUGUUCCGGAGUAAAAAUAGUGUAGAUAUUUGUGUGCGUGUCUGUGUGCGUGAGUGUGUGUUGCAUGUAUACAGGCUCUCCACAGUGUAACAGUGCAGGUUGAAUCUACUGUGCAUCAUAUUAACAACAUGUGUUGCUGUUGUUGACUUUGUGUCUAUUAAAGAUGAAAACGUG